AUUAGAGGGAAAUCUGGGUGGGUUUCUGAUGGAAACUCACCCAAAGAAGCGCGAGGGAGUAAUGAGGGAGCAUGAAAAAGAAAGGUGAAGGAAACUGGAACCCUGCUUGAAGACAGGUGAAGGAAACACAAAAAGAGCCUCUCCUGAGAUCCAAAGAAAAGGUGGUCGUUCAGACAAUGACAGCAUGAGUGUCAGUAAGCAUUAAACUCAUCCACCUAACCCCGCAAGAUUACCACAGAUUACCAGGCCCCGAGGUAGGCCUGAGACGCUGGACUAAUCACUUCUUCGUGAGUUCAAUCCCUCUCACUGAGGUGGAGGAACAGGUUGAAGAACGGGAUGUGCCCUGAGAGUGGAACCGAUUAGUCUCAAAAUCCGCAGGAUAAGAUUUAGAUGUUUGUCUUUAUCUGAGAGGGGAGAAGAUAUUAAUAUGAGACCUGAGCGGUGACUGCAGUAGAAACAUGGGCUAAAUUUGUGUCUCCAAAAGGAAACAAAGGUCCCAAAUUUAAACCUGGCCUGCUUCUCUUCAUCAUGCCUAUUUCCUUUAAGUGACACUGCAGCAGGAGGAGAGUUAGAGCUCCCCCUGCAUCCUCUGGCCCGCACAUCUGUCUCUUGUUUCCUUCGUGCUGGAAAAGAUUAAAUCCCAUAGCUUCAUCUUUCUUUAUUCCACUGUUCUCUGACCUUUGCUCAGCGCUAACCGUUCUCCUUCUCCAGCGCCGCCCUACUUCCAUCUCUCCAACAGACUACUUUUUAUCUUCCCCUCCGACCUUCGUUCCACUUCUCAAAUACCACUAAUCCCCUCUCCUCACUUCUCUCUCUUUCCUACCACUUUAUUUUCAAUCUCUAUUGUAUUAUCACAGAAAGCUCCCCAAUCUUCUGCUCCAGACAGGUCACCAGAACCUGUCUGGCUCUUGCAGCUAUUUUUGACACACACUUGCCAAAACCAUUUCAUUUCUCAUUUGGCUGCUUUUGAGUUGAGACGCAGUCAUGCUGGAGAAAAUGUCCAGACGUAACCGCUCCCUGCUGUCACUGUUCCUCACCUCUCUGGCCCUCACGCUGUCCGUCUGGGCUUUCUGCACCUCUUAUUGGUGCGAAGGGACACACAAGGUGGUGAAGCCGGUCUGCCUGUCGCCAGUCAAGAUGAAAAACUGCGGGCAGAACAACAGCCAGCCGUACACCACAGAGGUGCCCACCCCAGACCCCAGGAACCCAGCCUCCAAUGUCACGCUGUCUCCAGAGCAGAAGGAGGAGCUGGCCAGGAUAAGGAAAAAGCAGCUGGCCAACGCUGUCCACUACAUCUGGGAGACAGGGGAGGACAAGUACAUGCUGAGAUACUUCCACACCGGCUUCUGGCUGUCCUGCGAGAAGCACAAUGAAGGUGCAGAUCAGGAAGAAAAGUGUCGAAGCUUCAUUGAGCUGACACCAGGAGAGACACAAGGUGUGCUCUGGCUGUCUGUCAUCAGUGAGUUUAUGUACAUCGGUCUCCUGGCUAUGGGCUUCUUACUGAUGUGUGUGGAAGCACUGUGCCUCUGCGCCAAGAGGGAAAUGAACGCCCUCAAGAUCAAUGCCUUUGCAGCUAUGUGCACUGUCCUCUCAGGCAUGAUGGGGAUGGUAGCUCACAUGAUGUACACAACAGUGUUUCAGAUGACUGUGAGCAUCGGACCUAAAGACUGGAGGCCACAGAGCUGGGACUACGGCUGGUCUUUUGCCAUGGCGUGGCUUUCAUUCAGCUGCUGCAUGGCAGCUGCUGUGGCCACAUUGAACUCCUACACCAAGACCAUCAUUGAGAUGAAGCACCGGGCUCGGGUAAGGCUGGAGGAGGCCCGAAAUACCACCAGUGCCCCCUCCUAUGAGGAGGUUGUUCGAGCUGGGCCGGGAGGGAUUUACUCCGUCAGUCAGCUGAUGCAGCUUGGACAACAGGGGGCUCUAAUGGACCCAAUGUGGCCCAGAGGAGUGGGACCAGCUGUUGGACCUCUGACAUGUGGCGCUGGGGGAGCACUGCUCGUUGGUGGAGGAGGAAUUGGAGUUGGAGGGAUGGGAAAUCUUGGUGUUGGGAUGGGACUGGGAGGAAUGCCAUCUAUGGCAGGUGCUGGGGGAAAUGGUGUUGGAAUGGGAGGUGGAGCAGGGGGAGGAAUGGGAGCAGGUGGAGUAGGAGGGGGGAAGCUGGCAGACCCUCAUGGUGUGGUUGUGGUGGAAGGCUGCGGCACCGAAGGAUGUGAAGAUUGUGAACGUGAGAUGGACGAGAUAAAUUAUGCCCUCCAGGAGGAGCGAGAGGACUCGCUCUGCUAAGACUUCUCGGGGCAGAAGACCUCGACAAACAUCUCUCCACGGCAGAUUUUACUUAUCUCACUAAAACUACAAUAAAAUAUAUUUAAAAAAAUUCACAGGACUUGCACAGACACACACACACCUUUAAUCUUUAACUGCAGUUUUGUACAUGUGGGGUUGCAGAAGUUUCAAAUCAAUUCUAGACUAUUUUCAGUACUACAUCUAUUACAGUAUGAGAAUUUCAAUUUCUGGACCAGUGGCGAGCAAAAGAGCCCGAACUGUUAGUGUUGUGGUUUAUUACUGUAAGAGUUACCACAGCAACAUCUUCAUCCUAUCUCAGUAGUGUUUCUGUCCACAUGGCGGUAUAAACUCUGCAGACGUAUGUGCAGUAGAAGAACCAAAAUAACUGGCUUAAAGACAAUGCAAGCUGCACAGAGCUGCAAUGUUGGGAGUUGGGAUUAUUAUAUUGGCAAGUGAAUAUUUGAAUAGGGUUUAAUACCUGAAUCAGAAUAUUAUGGCCCUUCUACAUGUCUUACACAUGGAGUUAGCUUACAGUUGUUCCUGGCUGGAAGUACAUAUAACUUUAGGCAACUGAAAUUUAAACACACGCGCGCGCACACACACACACACACACACACACACACACACACACACACACACACACACACACACACACACACACACACACACACACACACAGUUUGAUUUUAUAAAACUGCACAAAUUAUUUUGUUUUUCAAGCCUUACAUUUCUUCAGGGAUUUGAUGUAAUUCAGUGACUCAUUGGAUGUUAGAGAUGAUGUGAAUGUAUUCAAGGGGCAACAAUACAUAACAAAUAAUAUAACACAAGUUUGCAAUCACAUUUGCUGUAUGUAUAUUUUUAUUUUUAAUCUGUUUUUGCAUGAUUGUAUAAAAUUCUCUCCACAUUAAGGUGAUGAAUAAACAUGAAGCACAUUCAUUGCAUGACUGGACUCGUCACUUCUAAUAGACUUUAAUGGAAUCAAUGAUACUAAAGUUCUUCAAGACAAGAAUUUAUUUUCUUUUUCAAGUUCAUUCAAGUUAAGGGUUUAGGCUUUCAAACCUAACUUAACUGUACCAUUCGGUGCUAUGUGCACCUACAUAGAUUUGCAUUCAAACGUAUAGACUUUCUAAACUUUCUGAAGAUGAUGUACCAGUGCGUCAUUUCUACUUUAGAAAUUUAUAGAGUCGACCUCUGUAAAAACCUUUUCAGGAAGAGACUUGUCAGGAAGAGGCCAGACUCUAUAGAUGCCCUUCUGCAUCCAGCAGUAUGCACGGGUCCACUGGGACACCCGAACCACAGGUUUUUGGUAUUUCCACAUUGGCUUCAUUCAUGCUAGAGAUACAGCUCCAAGGUAAUGUAUAUUUGCAUCGAUGAAAUCAAGAAGAACCAGAAUUUCGAGUGUUUGUCAUCUAAACCUGCAGAUAUUUCUCAAAACUGUGUCAGAAAAAAUGUAGUUUAUUUACAUAUCUGAAGAAUAAACUGGAAAUAAUCAACCCUGUCUGAAAUAUUUGGGUGUGACAUGGCUCGUCUUUAGCUGUGGUAAUAAUGGGGUAGACUGUGAUCAAUGGUGUCUUGUAAACUUAGUGUUGACAUCAGAGUUUUUUUUAUCAGUUUUUAUCAUUUAUGAAGAUGCUGCAAGUGUAUUUAUCUUUUUGCAUUGUAACUACAUCACUACAAUAAAUUAAAGAACCAACACUGGCUGACAUCUUUAAGUUAAAAUACAAAGAAAAUAAAUAAAGGCAAAAAAUACAUCUGCUUUUACAUUUUAAUAAACAAGAAGUUACAAUUUUUAAUUUUUUGGUCUUUAGCUUGGCUUUGACAUGUUACAUAUAUUGACCUUGACCUUGAAAUAAUUUCGGAUGAUUUCUACUCACUUUGGAAUUAUUGUGACUUUUUUUCUUCUUGCUAUUAUGAGAUUUAUCUUCAUAUAUUGUAUUGAAAUAUUUAAAUAAACAACUGGCAACAUUUAUAAAACAUUAAUUACUUUGGUGAUCACUUUACCUUCCACUCAGAACCAUCUAAAAAUCCAAGUUUUAACUCGCUGAAUAGAAUCAAAUAUCUGCAGAACCAAUACCUGUUAAGGGUUCAUUUGGGUCCCUCAGACACAGAUACAGUAGAUCGAGGAAAGAAAGAAAAAAGAAGGAUCAACAAUUACAUUCACAGAGAGAUUUGGAUGUUCAGACAGAUGCUUUCAAAUGCUGGACAGAAGAUUAUGUCAGUAAUCUCUGCAAUCAGGGGAAUGAGAACGAGAGAGACAGAGAGACAGAGAGAGAGAGAGAGAGAACUUGACAUCAUGCAGGGACAGAAACAGAUAAAAGUCAACUGUAAGGUCUCUGAGCAGUAUGUGGAGAGUAAUUAAAAUGUAUAUAAACAGUUGAAUUAUGCAACAGUUACACAACCAACAACAUAUAAAAAUUAGAGGCUUUUUAAAAUUUGUAUAAAUUUGCAUAAACAGACCUGUGUCAAGUUUCAUUUUGAACAUUUUGGGAACACCUGAAGGCUCCCAGACACCAAACAUGAUGUUUUUGAAGGAAGCAUCUGAAGUAAAUUUAUUUUUCUGUGACUUGAAGUGAAUAAAAAAAGUAAGGCAGAUGUCUCUAAGAAACUAGAACAAGAAAGUAGGUCUUUUUUAUUAUGAAACAACAUUAAUCUUUUAUGCAGACACUUCUGUGUCUUGUGUAACUUAAGAAAGUGUCCACUGCUAAACAGGACAUCUGGAGAUAUGUGUAUGCAUGAAGGAUUUGGCUCUUAUUUGUAGAUAAAAUAUGAUCAUGGUGAUAUUCCGAUCAGUUUGGUUUGGUGACAAAUUUCUGCUACUACAGCAACAUAAAAGAGGAGAUUUCGAUGCCGAGGUAUUUAAAAAUCCACACAGCAAUACUUGUUUCUUAAAACCAAGUUCAGAUUAUUUUGGAUUAUCUCCAGACCAUACUGAGAACACCAGGGAUUUGUUAAAUCUGAACUAUUCACAGCGGGAUACAAGGAUUAUACUAUAAAUAGUUUUGGUUUUUUGGUUUGCUUUUUAGGGUUUUUUAUUUUUCAAAUGUAGUUCUUCUUUUUUUAGUAGGACAGUUACCGAUAAUGCAUUAUUAAGUUUUGAGUUAUCAAAAAAUAUAUAUGGGAGAAGAUAAAUGGGAAAGGAGGUAAUAAUAAAGAGACACAGUCAUUAACAAGAACUUUAGUUGUCACUGACUUCAGCACAUUUCCUGUUUUUGACACAAAAACUGUGCAGCUAUGUAAAUAGCAGUGGAAUACUUCAACAACUACAGAUUGACAUUUUUUCUUCACUUCUUCAUUUAGAGCACGCUCUAAUAAAGAAAAAAGGACUGCAAUAUUGUCAUGGUUGCUUUAUUAACUUUGUCUUGACAUUUUGUGCAAGUACUGCAUACUUAGCUGUGGAUCAUCAACAGUGGAGUUACAUCACCAUGACUUGAACUACAGAUGUGUAUACCAGAAAGCCAAAUCCUUUUCAGAGAGUAAAUUUGUUAUGAUGUGGCAAAAAGGACCAAAAUGCAGACUUGAACAAAAAAAUAUAAA
Molecule: messenger RNA, 5820 nt
Organism: Pelmatolapia mariae (spotted tilapia)
Lineage: Eukaryota; Metazoa; Chordata; Actinopteri; Cichliformes; Cichlidae
Product: germ cell-specific gene 1-like protein
Exons: 7
Coding region: 985-2286 (433 amino acids)
Cellular component (GO): plasma membrane
Source: RefSeq, a predicted model, not a curated record